Ilex paraguariensis (yerba mate) is the source of this 1521-nucleotide messenger RNA. NCBI's taxonomy places the organism in Eukaryota, Viridiplantae, Streptophyta, Magnoliopsida, Aquifoliales, Aquifoliaceae. The record is from the annotation of a GenBank genome assembly.
UUCCAUGAAAUGGAUCUUACUAUUAUCCCCAUUCUAUGCUUUUUCAGUUGACUUCUUUUGCAAAUAGUGAAUUUCGUCGUGGAUAUCUUAUUAUUUUUCCAUAACAUUUCUCAGCUGAACUAAGCAUCCCUAAGCAGUUGGAUGAAUUGGUUAAAAUAAUUGAACACCCAAGAAAUCUGGGAUGUCAUUUGAGAGUCCUGCUUAGGAUAUCCUAAGGGUCAGAGGCCAAUCAUGGAGAACAAUUAUCUGUAUGGAAAAUACUACAUUAAGCACCUAUGUUGUUCUAUUUAUGCUCUACUUUGUUAGCCAUUGAAGGGUCUACUUACUGUAUCAUGAUUAUAUAUAUACAAACAGAUAUUUGUAAACCAAAACAAAACUAUAUAAAACUAACAUGCUUCACAACAUUCAGGAACUUUGAAGAGAUCUAUGAUGUUGAGAAGUUUAUAAAAAGCCUGGACGGGGUGGUCAGUGUAGCAAAAUAUCAGCCUGCUGAGGUCUCGACACGAAAUCUCGGGGCAGUGAGGGUUCCUAACCGGGUUACCGAAGACCACAUUGCAGAAAAUAUUGAACCAGUUUUUAGAGAAAAGGGCAACAUAAGGCUAGCAACUUACUUCCCUUCUGUAAAUAUGAAAAAGAGUGAACAAAAGAGUAACAUCGACUCAGUUGCAUGUCUGGCAAUGUUUGGAACUCUAGAGCUGCAACCAGACGUUCAUGAAGUGGUUGACUCAAUGAUUGAGCGUCUGAGAACUUUGAGUCGGAAGUCAGAUGGACAAUUCAUAGCAUUGGACUUGAGGGUUGACAUAUUGGAGAAAAAAGGUUGCAAAGUAAAUGGUAAUUCUGGAUUAAAAAGCUGUUACAGUCCAGAGGAGAUUGGAUUAUAUUUGAGGAAGAUUGGUUUUAACAAGGACACCACAAUAUAUCUGACCCAAUCGAGAUGGGAUAGCAGCCUUGAUGCUCUGAAGGACUUCUUUCCAAAAACUUAUACUAAGGAAGGCAUAAUGCCCAUGGAUAAAAAGGCCAAAUUCCUCGACUCUGAUUCUUCAGAAUUUGAGAAGGUUAUUGACUUCUACAUUUGUUCCCAAAGUGAUGUCUUUGUUCCAGCCAUCUCAGGCCUGUUCUAUUCCAACGUGGCUGGUAAGCGAAUUGCUUCCGGCAAGACUCAGAUACUUGUUCCGGCAAACAUUCCUGGAUCUUCUGCUUCUGCGGCAGAUUUCAUUUCCCCUUAUGUCUCAAAGAAGAAUCACUUGGCCUAUUCAUGUUUCUGCUGACUCUUCUGAAAGUAGAAGAGAGCAAGAUAGAGGCUUCUUAUACCUUCUGAAAUCGUCAUGCUUUCCGAUUUAGCUACAUCAAGCUUCUCUUGUAAGAAGACAAGCUGUGUAGAACUCAUACUUUCGUAUAAUCUUCAUUGUUCAAGAGGCUCUUAAUAGAGCAACAAACUCUUUUAAGAUGUAAUGGUCUUAUGUUUUUUAUUGUUCUUUGAAACAUUGUAUCUUGAUUCAUUGUAAAACUGUUUGCAUUCAG